This is a messenger RNA of Gekko japonicus, 2903 nucleotides long. It is a transcript of the gene ZBTB5, whose product is annotated as zinc finger and BTB domain containing 5. Gene Ontology annotation, biological process: regulation of transcription by RNA polymerase II. The coding region runs from base 173 to 2200 and encodes 675 amino acids. Gene Ontology annotation, molecular function: protein binding; RNA polymerase II cis-regulatory region sequence-specific DNA binding; DNA-binding transcription factor activity, RNA polymerase II-specific. NCBI's taxonomy places the organism in Eukaryota, Metazoa, Chordata, Lepidosauria, Squamata, Gekkonidae. The record is from RefSeq and is a predicted model, not a curated record. The transcript has 2 exons. Gene Ontology annotation, cellular component: nucleus.
UGCUUGGCGAAGAUUGAGCCCGCCCCCUAAAGGAGCGGAAGAAAGGGCAAACGGACGCAACCGGAGCCGAGGACAACGGCUGCCCCUCCCUCCCGGUGACACGGGUGAGCGGGACGGGAGGGGGGGAGAGAAAAAACCCUAUCAUCUUCCCCAACCCCCAUAGCGCAGGAUCAUGGAUUUCCCAGGGCACUUUGAGCAAAUCUUCCAGCAACUAAAUUAUCAACGGCUUCACGGCCAACUUUGUGACUGUGUCAUUGUAGUUGGGAACCGGCACUUCAAGGCACAUCGAUCGGUCUUGGCUGCAUGCAGCACGCACUUUCGAGCCCUUUUCACUGUAGCGGAAGGAGAUCAGACCAUGAACAUGAUCCAGUUGGAUAGCGAGGUGGUGACUGCCGAGGCCUUUGCUGCUCUCAUUGAUAUGAUGUACACCUCCACCCUCAUGCUUGGAGAGAGUAACGUCAUGGACGUGUUGCUAGCAGCUUCUCACCUGCAUUUGAACUCUGUGGUGAAAGCAUGCAAACACUACCUGACUACAAGGACUCUGCCAAUGUCGCCACCCAGUGAUAGAGUUCAGGAGCAGAAUGCACGCAUGCAGAGGUCCUUCAUGCUUCAGCAGCUUGGACUAAGCAUAGUGAGCUCGGCCUUAAACUCCACCCAAAGUACAGAGGAUCAGGCAAGCUCUAUGAGUUCAUCAAUCCGAAGUAACAUAGAGCAACGGAGUACGUUUCCAAUACGGCGUCUGCAUAAACGCAAACAGUCUUCUGAAGAAAGGGCUAGGCAGCGCAUCAGGCCUUCCAUGGAUGAUUCUAUUAUGUCGGAUGUUACUCCAGAGAGCGCCCAAGCAGUGGUUCAUUCGCGAGAUGAAUUUUUUUCCCCAGACUCAUUGAAAAUUGUCGAUAACUCUAAGCCAGAUGGUGUAACUGACAACCAGGAAGACAAUACCAUCAUGUUCGAUCAGUCCUUCGGUGCUCAAGAAGAUGCCCAAGUGCCCAGUCAGUCGGACAACGGUGGGGGAAAUAUUUCCCAGUUGUCCAUGGCAUCCCAGGCAACUCAAGUUGAAACUAGCUUUGACCAGGACACGGUCGCCCAGAAAAACAACUUUCAGUGUGAGAAUGCUGAGGUUGGUCUGAGUGAAAAAGAUCACAUGAGAGUGGUGGUGAAAUCUGAGCCUUUGAGUUCCCCAGAGCCCCAGGAUGAAGUGAGCGACGUGACUUCCCAAGCCGAGGGCAGUGAAUCUGUAGAAGUGGAAGGAGGAGGAGUAAAUGCUGAAAAGAUAGAACUGAGUCCCGAGAGUAGUGACCGUAGCUUUUCAGACCCCCAGUCUAGUACCGAUAGGGUGGGAGACAUCCAUAUCAUGGAAGUCACAAAUAACCUGGAGCACAAGUCCACCUUUAGUAUUUCAAAUUUCCUGAACAAGAGCAGAGCCAGCAGUUUUGGCACUAGCCAGAACGAGGAUAACAUUCCAAACACAACUAGUGACUGCCGAAUGGAUGGGGAUGCCUCGUAUUUAAUUAGCCCAGAGUCUGGGCCCACUAACAGCCAUUCCUCUGCGACAGUCUCUCACGUGGAGAAUCCGUUCAGUGACAGUGCAGACUCUCAUUUUGUCAGGCCUAUGCAGGACGUAAUGGGUCUUCCUUGUGUACAGACGUCUGGCUACCGGGGAGCAGAACAGUUUGGAAUGGAGUUCCCGAGGUCUGGCUUGGGGUUGCAUUCCUUAUCAAGGGCCGUGAUGGGCUCUUCCAGAGGUGGAGCAGGCGGCUUUCCGAGCUACCGCCGUAUAGCUCCCAAAAUGCCCGUGGUGACCUCUGUUCGGAGCUCUCAGUUACCGGACAAUGCUCCCAAUUCUCAGCUGCUAAUGAAUGGUGCCACUUCCUCUUUCGAAAACGGGCAUCCUUCGCAGCCUGGCCCCCCACAGCUGACCAGGGCAUCUGCUGACGUUCUUUCAAAAUGCAAGAAGGCCUUAUCCGAACAUAACGUCUUGGUGGUAGAAGGGGCACGUAAGUACGCGUGCAAAAUCUGCUGCAAGACAUUUCUUACCUUAACAGACUGCAAGAAGCACAUCCGUGUGCACACAGGAGAGAAACCGUACGCUUGCUUAAAGUGCGGCAAGAGGUUUAGUCAGUCGAGCCAUUUGUAUAAACAUUCCAAAACUACUUGCCUACGCUGGCAAAGCAGCAAUCUACCCAGCACUUUGCUUUAACUCCUUCCCUCCAUCUCAUGAUGCCAUUACGGAUUUCACUAAUGCAUGGAGCACAGAAAAGUGAACACUUAAGUGUGAUUGUGCCACACACAAAAAACAAAGGCUUAGCUCUUUUUAAUACCAGUACCAUACCUACCUCACAGGGGUGUUGUGAGGCUUAAACAACUUUUUAAGUAGCGCUUUGAAAUUCUCCAGCUCCGUCACACAAGGAUCCCAUGCACACUUAGCAGUAAGGCCCAUUGAAUGGCAUGGGACUUACUUCCGAGUAAGUGCAGACAGGAGUGAGCUGCACAAAUUAUAUGGAUACAAUCCUCAGAAUCAUUAGUUCUUUGGUAGAAGAAAGGUUAAAAGAAGAAAAAGUGUAGCUAGCACGUAAUUUAACUAGCACGUUUCAAGAAUGAGAAACUGAAGUGCAAACUUUAAAAAAAAUUUAAAAUGUGAAAGCGUUUGUGUAAAAUAAAGUUCCUACGUGGAGUGUGAGAGCAACAUUAUGGUUGAAGACUGCUUAUCUUGAAGAUGAAACCACCUUUGCACCUCAAAGUGCUUUGAAGUGUGCUAUAGAUUUAACAUAGUUUAGGGGUUCUGAAUGUAUUUUCAGUUGUUUUGCAGUAACUUACACUGUGUAAUGAAGGUGCUUACCUUGAGUCCAAUGCAAGUAACUUUUUAGACUGUCUGAUAUGUAUGUGUGUGUAUAUACUUUGAA